AUGAAUUUAAAGCUCAUCUACGCAUACGUCUGCGUGACGUUGCUCAUUUCGCGCGGCGCGUUAGCGGCGUACGCUCCGACGGGAUGUACGUUCUCAGAAAAGGGAAAUAACAAGGCGACGUGUGACUUUAGGAACUGGGAACCACCCCUGAUUGAAAAGGAUUUCGGCCCCGGGGACGUGAUUUCCAUUACGGUGGAAAAAGUGGAUGGGACAAUACCCUCACUGGCUUUUUCUGGGAUCGACAACAACAAAAAUAUUAGUAGAGGAGUGACGGCGGAGCUUACGUUCAAAUGCGACCUUGAAAACAUUCAGCUCUCUGACAAUGUAUUCACCAUCGCUCUAAGCUAUAUCGAAAAGUUGACAUUCGAAAGCUGCUAUGUUCAAAAUGGUAUUUCCAGCUUCAUGCUGUCCAAUCUGACUUCGCUUGAAGAGCUCACCGUUGAUGGCGGCAUAAUUGGCCCUCUGACGUCAGACAGUUUUUCCGGUCUUUCCAACCUCAAGCGUCUGAUCAUCCGUGCGGACUUCCUGGACACCAACAUUCCUUCCGGUUUGUUUUCGGGCAUCCAGACGCUUGAAGAGAUUGACUUGAGUUCCUCUGGAAUUUCAAGUAUGGCAGCGGACACUUUUACCGGACUCGAAUACCUUGAAACGCUUGAUUUAUCGGGCAACUCGCUGACGUCACUUCCGGAAGGCUUAUUCCAGUCGCUUAAAUCUUUGACGAGUAUCGAACUGGGAACCAACGCCUGGCUUUGUACGUGCGACCUUGCGUGGCUGGCCACGUGGUCUUUAUACACGGACGUGAAUAUUGACGUUACGUGUACGUCACCAGCUUCGUACGCCGGACUGACGUUGGGUAGAGCCGUCGCCGUACUUGGAUGUGUGGACUCCGUGCAGACUGUCACAACUUCUAGUGAAGACGCAGGAUCUUCGUCUAGCUCAGACCAAGACGAUGCGCAUGCGCGAGAGCUGUCUUACAUCGCCUUGGGAGUUGCGGGUUUUGCGUCUCUCGUGGCCCUUGUGACGUCAUUAGCCCUCUGUGCGACGUGCAACAAGCUCAAGAACAUGACGCCAAACACGUCAAACACAAAAUACAACUUGAAUACGAGACGCGACGUGACGUCACGGCCCCCUUCCUACAGAUCGACGGUGAAGACGCCAAUCAGUACGCCACGUGACAAUAAAGUGGAGCCUUAUGUUGACGUCCGUUACAGGGUGUAG
Mya arenaria is the source of this 1218-nucleotide messenger RNA. RefSeq names its product slit homolog 1 protein-like. Lineage: Eukaryota; Metazoa; Mollusca; Bivalvia; Myida; Myidae. Gene Ontology annotation, cellular component: plasma membrane. The transcript has 7 exons. The coding region runs from base 1 to 1218 and encodes 405 amino acids. Gene Ontology annotation, molecular function: protein binding. The record is from RefSeq and is a predicted model, not a curated record.